This is a messenger RNA of Oreochromis niloticus (Nile tilapia), 1037 nucleotides long. Its product is annotated as placenta-specific gene 8 protein-like. NCBI's taxonomy places the organism in Eukaryota, Metazoa, Chordata, Actinopteri, Cichliformes, Cichlidae. The coding region runs from base 227 to 715 and encodes 162 amino acids. The transcript is spliced from 4 exons. The record is from RefSeq and is a predicted model, not a curated record.
CUCAGUCAUUUAACCUCUGUGCAGCCAAUUUAAACUACUUGUCUGAAUAUUCAAACACAUUCAGUACCAGUCAUGCUCACAUGUCCAAAGUUUUCACUGGGACUGUGUGUCAUGACCUCCUUUGAUAAAGAAGAACAGAGUGUGACUGAGUGCUGGAGAGGAGAGACAUCAGAGUGCAGAAUAAGAAAGUAAUUAUUUAGUGUCUGUGGCUGAAGUUCAACAUACAAUGGCAGAAAAACCCUUGACAGACUGGGACAGUGGGCUCUUGGAUUGCUUUGAGGAUGCCAGUACUUGCUGCUAUGGUUUCUGGUGCGGCCCCUGCCUCGCCAGCACCGUUGCAGGAAGGUUUGGAGAGAACAGCUGUCUCCCUUUAUGUGAUACAUGUUGCUCUGGUGGAUUAGCAGCCUGUGGGAUACCUGUUUGUGUUCCUCCUGCAGUUUUGUCUUUAAGGGCUGCCAUGCGAAACAGAUAUGGCAUCAAGGGCUCUCUCUGUAAGGAUAUUGCAAUUUCCUAUUGCUGCGCCACGUGCUCCUGGUGUCAGAUGCAUCGCGAGUUAAAGCAUCGUAAGCAAGCCCCCACUGUGGUCAACAUACAGAAUAACAACAUUGUGAACAUGCAGCCUUUUCCAGUCAUGCAGGCACCCAUGAUGAUGCCUUCACAACCAGUUCCAGCUGCUUAUAUGGCUCAACCAGGAGUCGCCGUGGUCUCACAGUGACAAAAUCCGAGUUUGUGUUGAUGUUUCUAUCAGUGAUACGAGACAAUGAAGUCAUUUUAAAUUGAGAGUAUAGUUAAAUAUUUCUAUCAGCUUCCUAAUAAUCAUAAAAAUUACAUUUAGUUUAAAUGCAUGAGUCGCCUUUUUAGAUUAGUCACUGCAUAGCUUCAGUAAUAAUACAGAGGACUGAAUUUUAGUCUAUUAAUUUUUCUGCUAAUGAGAAAAACAUACUUGCAUUUAGAGCUAAACGUGGUGUUAGAUCUGCUCUGAUGUUAAAACUGAUGUAAAGUGUUUUUUUAUCAAUAAAAAUAUGAAAUCCAAGACA